AUGUCACGACCAACAGAAGAGAGAAAUCAAGAUGCGACCGUCUACAUUGGUAAUCUGGAUGAACGUUGUACUGAAGCUUUGAUUUGGGAGUUAAUGCUUCAGGCAGGACCUGUAGUUAACGUUCACCUGCCAAAAGAUCGAGUCACUCAAACACACCAAGGUUAUGGAUUCUGCGAGUAUAUGAGUGAAGAUGAUGCCGAUUACGCCAUCAAAAUAAUGAAUCAGAUAAAACUUUACGGAAAACCUAUACGAGUUAACAAAGCAACUUCGGACAAGAAGAAUUUAGAUGUUGGUGCUUCAUUAUUCAUUGGAAAUUUAGAUCCUGAUGUAGAUGAAAAAAUGCUGUACGAUACAUUCAGUGCAUUUGGAGUCAUUGUGCAGACGCCAAAGAUUGCAAGGGACCCUGAUACCGGAAAUAGCAAAGGAUAUGGAUUUAUCUCAUAUGACAACUUUGACUCUUCUGAUGCGGCAAUCGAUGCUAUGAAUGGCCAAUACUUGAUGAAUAAACCAAUUACCGUGUCAUAUGCAUUCAAAAAAGAUGGCAAAGGCGAGAGACAUGGUAGUGCUGCAGAGCGUCUAUUGGCGGCUCAAGCAAAGAAAAAUCAAAGUUUGCCAAAUCGUCUUUUUGCUGACGUGCGACCGAUGGGCAUACCGCCACCACUUAUGGCUAUGAGAGCACCAAUAAUUGGAGGUUCGCCUCAAAUUGCAGGUGUAAUUCCAAGACCACCACCCAUAGUACCGCCCUCAAAUGUGUAUGGGGGUUAUGCAACUGGAACGAAUAGUGUGACUCCUUCACAACCUCCUAGACCACAAAUAAUCAAUGGAUCUGGUUCAACACAACAAGGGUAUCAACAGACAAGACCUUCGGGAGAGGUGAACCCAGAGAUUCCUACCAUUUCCAUUCAAUCCUUAUAA
This is a messenger RNA of Acaulospora morrowiae, 915 nucleotides long. The record is from the annotation of a GenBank genome assembly. Lineage: Eukaryota; Fungi; Glomeromycota; Glomeromycetes; Diversisporales; Acaulosporaceae.